Quercus lobata is the source of this 1562-nucleotide messenger RNA. RefSeq lists its product as uncharacterized. The record is from RefSeq and is a predicted model, not a curated record. Lineage: Eukaryota; Viridiplantae; Streptophyta; Magnoliopsida; Fagales; Fagaceae. The coding region runs from base 80 to 574 and encodes 164 amino acids. The transcript has 4 exons.
UUUGGAUCGUCUUGAAACCCAAAUUGCAAUAACCCUCUGUAAAUUAGAACAAAUUUUUCCACCUUCUUUCUUUGAUGUAAUGGUUCACUUGGCCAUUCACCUAUCUUGGGAAGCUAAAGUUGCAGGUCCAGUGCAAUACAGAUGGAUGUAUCCAGUUGAGAGGUAUUUGCGCAAGCUUAAGAAUUAUGUCCGUAAUAAGGCACACGCAGAAGGGUCUAUUGCAGAAAAGUAUUUAGCAGAUGAAUGUCUAACAUUUUGUUCUCGCUAUUUACAUGGAAUAGAAACCAAAUUUAAUCGGGUAGAGCGAAAUUAUGAUGGAGGUACUUCCGCAUGUGCAAAUACCUCUCAAUUGUCCAUAUUCUCAACACCUGGACGAUAUUUAGGGAAAGCAAUAAGGUGUGAGUUGAAUGAUGAUCUUCACAAUGCAGCAACAUUUUAUGUUCUUCAAAAUUGUGUUGACGCUGACCGAUUUGUUGAAGAACAUAAGAACAUCCUUACAAAUACAGGUGUUCUUGACAUUGACAGGGUGCAUAAACAAGAAUUUAUUGCGUGGUUCGAAAAAAGAGUAAGAUAGUAGUUUAUUUUGAAAAUGUAUGUUUGUUUAUAUUUUAAUUACUACAACUUGAGUUUAACCUUAUUUAGGUUUUAUUGUAGAUCACUGACUUAUAUAAUACAAGGCAAGUUGAUGGGCAUAUGCUUUCAUUAGCUCGGGGUCCUGAGAAAAGGGCUGUUUUUUAUCGUGGUUACAAUGUUAAUGGGUUUAGAUUUCAUACAAAUCAAUGUGAUGAAAGUAAAAGAACACAAAAUAAUGGAGUUAUGGUGAGAGGGGAGGAUCAAAGUUGCAAUGUGCCUUAUUAUGGACAACUAACAGACAUUGUUGAACUUCAAUAUACUGAAGGGAACAAAGUUGUGUUGUUUAAAUGUGACUGGUAUGAUGUAUCUCGUGAAGGAAUUGGUUAUAAGAGAGAUCGGCACGGAACCACUAUUGUUAAUACAUCACGAAAGUUGAAAACUGUAGAGCCGUUUGUAUUAGCAAGUCAAGCAACUCAAGUUUACUAUGUUGAUGGGAUAAAAGAUCCCACAUGGAAUGUUGUGAUUGAAACCAAACCACGAAACCUUUAUGAAAUGCCAUCAGAUGAAGAAGAGCCAUACCAAGAAGAAGACAAUUUACAUUGUAAUGCAAAUGUGCUGCAAGAAGAAAAUGAGGAUGAUGAUAUAGAUUGGAGAAGGAGUGGUGUUGAGAAUAUGAUAAUCGAGUGAUUUCAAAGGCUUACAACCUCAACUCCAUCACCGUAUUUGGCUUCAUCUAGAUUAGUUAUCCAUGUGCAUAAUACUAAGGAUGCUUAUUGAAAUAGAAAUUUAGUCACAGACAAGGUCAUUUGCUCAGUUAUCCCAUUCAUGUCACUAAAAAAGGAGAGGUUAAAGUGCUACCUGAGACAGAAUUCUCCCCAAACACAAAGGCUAAAGUUCUUGGAUCCAAGUCUAAAUUACUGCCUCCAAUUCUCACCACUUAAUUGCCUUGUACUGAUUUUAAAACUGGGCUUUUUUUUUUUUUUUUUAUA